CCCUCCUCCCUCCUCCCUCGUCCAGAAGAGAAGACUGUAGGUAGUUGGCUACUGGUAGGUCGCCAGACUCGACACAAUUUGAUUUGAUGUAGGAGCGCACUGCUCUUCAAGAGAGGCACGAUGCGAUCUAUUGAAGGCGUAAUUGGCCCCGCUGCUGCUUUUUUUCUGCGAUAAGUAGGGCAAGGGGGAAGUCAUCACACGACUGCCAUAUAAUACUACUAAUUGGUGGAACCAUCUGCUGAGGCACAUUGGGACGUCUGAUCCACUUCGAGCUCAAAGUGUGGGUGCCAGAUCGCAGCAGACCUGAGUGAGCCACAGUGCUUGACAGCGGUAAGAAGGUGGAGGCAGAGGAGGAGUAGGAGGACGGAAAGGAGGUGCAGCAGCAGCAGCAGGAGCAGCAGCUAUACUGUCUCACCGAGGUUGGCGCACAGCUCCGUCGGCUGCAGCGCCGGUGGUGGAGCAUGAUGGGAUAGGUGCACUGCAGCAGCAGGACCAGCUGCUAAUGAGGAGACCGGGGGGCAGCCGAAGCUGCUGUACAGUGUCUACUAACUCGAACAACAAGAUGGCGAUGGAUUUCCGAUCUGGCGGACGGGUAUGGCGUGGGCUUGAGUUUCUGCCUCACAUCCUCAAGAUUCGGCCUACUGUCUCGUUUGUGUACGCCUUCAUGCUGCUGUUAGGCAUUAGCAUGCUCGUUCUCUACCCUUUCAACAGCAACCUUAAGCUGGGGGGAUCACAAGAAGGCAAGUGCACCCAUCCAAAUUUCAACCUGACAAGGUCUGAGCUGCUCGAGGAGUAUGGAGCUAAGCUGUAUUUCUACACUCAUGUGUCGGGAGCAGAGCUGAUAUCGGUUGUCCUUAACGAUGCGAACAAGGUCUUUGCUAUAUCAUUCCGGACCCCUGUUGAUAGUGACCAGGGCAUGCCUCAUAUCUUGGAACACAGUGUUCUCGAUGGGAGUACCAAGUACCCUGUCAAGGAGCCCUUUGUUGAGCUCCUAAAGGGCUCCCUAUACACCUUCCUCAAUGCUUACACGUACCCAGACAGAACUGUGUAUCCCUCAGCAAGUGUGAACCAGCAAGACUUCCGUAAUCUUGUGGAUGUCUAUCUGGAUGCUGUGUUCAAUCCAGCUUGUGUGGAAAAUAAGUUCAUAUUCCAGCAGGAAGGAUGGCGGUACGAGCUCGACAGCGCAGACGGUAAUAUAACCCUCCAAGGCGUCGUGUACAGUGAGAUGAGGGGGGCCUAUUCGGACCCCGAUCAGCUCGUUGCGCGGUAUACGCAGCAGGCUCUGUUCCCAGACAACACGUACAGGUUUGAAAGUGGCGGGGAUCCAGAGACCAUCCCCUCUCUGACCUACGAUACGUUUCAGGACUUCUACAAGAAGUUCUAUCACCCUUCCAAUGCGAGGGUGUGGUUUUACGGCAACGACGAACCCUGCGAGAGACUGGACAUCUUGGACAGUUACCUCCGAAACUAUGAUCCCUACCCCGAGGCAAGGACGACCUCCGUCAUUCAACACCAGCCACCGUUCGCGGCGCCGAAGACAGUGCAGCAGUUCUAUCCUGUGACAAGCACUCAGGCCAAGGCAACCGUGACUGUGAAUUGGGUUCUGGACCACCAGGACACUCCUAUGGACAUUGAAGAACAGACAGCUCUUGCUGUACUCAAUCAUCUUUUGCUGGGCACACCUGCAUCCUUGCUGAGCAAGGCUCUGAUGGAUAGCAAGCUGGGAGACAUGCUUGUGGAUGACGGCGUCGAUGGUACGUUGCUGCAAACUGUAUUUGUUGUGGGCCUCAAGGGGGUGGCCUUAGACAAACUGGCCGAAGUCGAGCAGGUGGUCCUGGACACACUGCGGCUUGCGCGCGACAAAGGGUUUCCUCAGCUUGCAGUAGAUGCGUCACUUAACACCAUCGAGUUCAGCCUCCGCGAGAACGACCCCGGGACCAAACAGCCCAGGGGACUUGUGCUGUUCCUGGCAGCGCUGACAAACUGGCUCUAUGACGAGGACCCCAUGGAUGAGCUCCGCUUCGAAGGUCCCUUGAGAAGUCUGCGCGCAAGGUUGACCAGUCCGGAAGCCGUCCGCGACGUCUUCGGUCAGUUGAUCGACAACCGCUUUUUGAAGAACACGCACCGGGUCACCAUACACCUGCUGCCGAAAGUCGGGCUUGGGGAAGAAACAGUGCGAAAAGAACAGGAGAAGCUGCUUGCGUACAAAGCAAGCCUCAGCCCUCAGCAGCUGGAUGCUCUGGUUGCUGAGACGCAUGCAAUCCACGCCUGGAUGAACAAAACUGAUGAUCCCGCGGACCUUGCCAAGGUGCCUGCCUUGCGGCUCGAGGAUAUCGACAGGAACUCCCCCCGCAUCCCGACAAUCGUGUCCGGAUUCCAGGACGCAACCAUCUUAGAGCAUCCGUUGGACACAAAUCGGAUUCUCUACGUCGAUGCCGCCUUCAGUUUGCGUUACGUGGACUCGUCUCUACUGCCCCUCACCGUUCUGUUGAUCAACUCUCUCGUAGAAAUGGGAACGGCAGAGCAGGACUAUGUCGAGUUCAGCCAGACAAUCCACUCAAAGACAGGCGGCAUAAGUGUGAGCAUGGAGGUCAUAUCGGUUCAAGGGAGUGACGACCCAGCGACGUAUCUGGUCGUGUCGGGGAAGAGUGUGGAAAAGAAUGCAAAAGAUCUCUUCGACCUGAUGUACAAGGUGUUGGUCGACGUUAAACUGGAUGAUAAGCAGAAGUUUGCGGAAAUAGUUUCGAGAACGAGGCGGAAGCUGGAAGACAAGUUCAUUAGCAAAGGGCAUCGUCUUGCACUAGUCCAAAUGCAGGGCAAGGACAAUACAGCGGGCUGGAUCUCACAGCAGUGUGGAGGCCUGAGCUUCUUGCUGUACCUCCGUCUGCUUGAAGCGAAGCUUGAUCAGACCUGGCCGCAGGUGAUGGCCUCAAUGCAGGACCUUCGACGCCAAGUGGCGACUCUCACAGACGCGAUCUUGAAUCUGACCGGCGAGGAGGAUACCCUUGCUGACACUGCCUCAUACGCCCGGGACUUCCUUAAUAGGUUCUCUAAAUCUGAAGGUUCGUUGCGCGCAACACGGAGUUCCCUCUUGCCGCCUUUCAACGAGGCAAUGACCGUUCCAACACAGGUUAACUAUGUUGGUAAGGGCGGCAAUGUGUACAAGGCAGGAUAUCAACUCCAGGGUAGUGCCUUUGUCAUCACCAACUACAUCCAGGGAAAGUGGUUAUGGGAGGAAGUGCGGAUAAAGCGGGCGGCGUAUGGUGCGUACUGCUCGUUGGAUGCGAUCACAGGCUUUCUUGCGUUCCUGUCCUAUCGCGAUCCGAACGUGGUCUCCACACUGACGACGUUCGAUAAGACUGUGACCUUCCUGGAGGAGCUGUCGAUGAAUGACGACACGCUGACAAAGGCAAUCAUCGGGGCAAUCGGGAGUUUCGAUCCGUACUCUCUCCCGUUUGUUCAAGGAUACACAGCCUUCAUCCGGUUUGUCGCAAAGGUGUCAGAUGAGGAGAGGCAAGAGUACAGAGAGGGGAUCUUGUCAACAAAGGUUGAUGAUUUCCAUGACUUUGCAAAAUGGCUCAAAAAGGCAAUGUAUGGAAACAAGGGUUUUGUUGCGAUUGUUGCGUCUGAGGGUGCCGUGGCAGCUGCUAUUGCACAGGAACCAGGCCUUAACCUCAACGUUACGCAUGUUCUUUGAUAGAUUGUCUAUGGCCGUAAAAAAAAUUGUUCGUCAUUGUGCAGUUUGUUGGGAGGAGGACCAUGCACAGGGGGUCAAAGGAAGAACUAGAGAGUACUCAGGGAUUGGAAUGACCCUUGUAAUAGUUCGAUGAUGUUAUCAAAUAUGUGCUAGUAUA
Chara braunii is the source of this 3854-nucleotide messenger RNA. NCBI's taxonomy places the organism in Eukaryota, Viridiplantae, Streptophyta, Charophyceae, Charales, Characeae. The record is from the annotation of a GenBank genome assembly.